Equus quagga is the source of this 375-nucleotide messenger RNA. It is a transcript of the gene C11H17orf100, whose product is annotated as chromosome 11 C17orf100 homolog. The transcript has a single exon. The record is from RefSeq and is a predicted model, not a curated record. Bases 1 to 375 code for a protein of 124 amino acids. Lineage: Eukaryota; Metazoa; Chordata; Mammalia; Perissodactyla; Equidae.
AUGUCCUCACCCCUUCGGGGGAAGCCCCCGUCGCCCCGGGUGGAGAGCGUCCACUGCCGGGAGACGUCGACGGUGCGCGUGGAGACCUCGUCCCACCGCGUGGAGACGUCCUCCCGGCAGGUGCGGACCUCCUCCUGGCAGGCGGAGACCUCCGAGCGCCGCUGCGAGCGGCCCGCCCCCUCCUCUGGGAAGCGGCUCCCCCGCCUCCUCGAGGUAUCCUCGCAGCACGUGGAGACCUCCUCGCAGCGCACUGAAACGUCCUCCCGCCACGUACAGUCCUCGUCCCUGCGGGUGGAGACGGCUCUGCACCGCGUGGAGAGCCCGCCCCGGCGGGACAGGUCGGCAGCCCGCCAGAAUGUAAAAAUGGCCCGAUGA